Messenger RNA from Zea mays, 6029 nucleotides. RefSeq lists its product as uncharacterized. The transcript is spliced from 14 exons. Gene Ontology annotation, biological process: protein phosphorylation. Lineage: Eukaryota; Viridiplantae; Streptophyta; Magnoliopsida; Poales; Poaceae. Gene Ontology annotation, molecular function: protein binding; protein kinase activity; ATP binding. The record is from RefSeq and is a predicted model, not a curated record. Bases 286 to 2856 code for a protein of 856 amino acids.
GGGUCAGUCAACUCUUAUAUAGUCUCAAUCUUCACAAAAGAAUAUUAAUUAAUUAGUGCCAAGAAGAGUUAUUCUUCCGACUGCCCCGUCAGAUCUGCGUAAACUCCUCUGUGUCAGUCAUCUGCACCCCACUUCAUCAGCAUUAUCCGCGGCUCCGGCCUCCGGGCUUGGUUCAUCUCUUUAGCUAGCGGGAGGCCAUUCGCAGUUGGAGCUUCUUCCAUAGAUCUGGUUGGUCACUGCUCCAAGAAGGUCUCGGCCAGCCGGCGGAAGGCCCCUCUUCCAGAAAUGGACGAUCAGGAGAAUGAAGAUCAAGCCCUUGAGCACAUAUUAACUGAUGCUAAUGCAGAGCCAGUCAUGCUAUCAUAUGCAUUCUUAAAAAGUAUUACAAAUGAUUUCUCAUGUGUAAUCGGUAGGGGUGGGUUUGGAGUGGUUUAUAAGGGUUAUCUUCAUAAUGGGAAAACUGUAGCUGUGAAGCAGCUUUCCAAAACAGAUGACUUUUCAGAAAAGCAGUUUCAUGAUGAGCUUAUGUGUUUGAUAAGGGUUAAACACAGGAAUAUAGUGAGAUUUUUAGGCUACUGCUCUGAUACACAACAAAAAAUGGCAGAUUUCAAUGGAAGAUUUGUUUUGGCAGAUAUCCGACGAAGGUUCCUCUGCUUUGAGUUUGUACCUAACAAAAGCCUUCUCCAUUAUCUCAAAGAACAAUCUACUGGACGUGAUUGGAAAACACGCUAUCAAUUGAUUGAGGGAAUCUGUCAGGGUUUGUGGUAUCUUCAUCAUGAAGAACACAUUAAUCAUUUGGAUCUGAAACCUGAAAAUAUUUUACUGGAUGAUGACAUGGUCCCAAAAAUAUCAGACUUUGGGUUAUCAAGACGGUUCAGUGGAGAACUGAAUGUUAUCAUCACUGAAAAUAUCUGCGGGACAUUGGGAUAUAUUGCCCCGGAAUAUUUGAGCAAAGGGGAAAUAUCAUUCAAGGCCGACAUUUUUAGUCUGGGAAUCAUAAUCAAAAAAAUAUUAAUGGGAAGUAAUGAUUUAUCUGAUUUUGAAAAGUGGCAUGAAUCACAAGAUGUACACUGCCCACAAUUGAACAGAUGCAUUCAAAUAUCACAACUCUGUCUGGAAGACGAUCAACAUAAAAGACCGACUAUAGGUUGCAUCAUUGACAUGCUGAAUGACAUGAAAACAACGACGACUGAGACAAUAGUAUCUCCAGGUUUCGGCCACUCAAGAAAUAACUCAGGGUCUUCUGAAGAAUAUGAGAGCUGUGACUCGUCACACUUGCCUGGGAUUCACCAUGGAGAAGUCCACUCUGCUACUGAGGCAAGUACAUGUGUCUCCGAGUUGCUGGAGCAGGUGCAGUCGCUGGGUGUUUCUACAGUGCCAUCAUCCCAGCUGCAUCGAAUAACCAGUAUACCCAAAGGCUUUGGCGAAACAAACACUCAUCAUAUACGCUCCCCUGGGUCGACCUCUGAGAGUAGCAAGCUACUGGACGUAUACCCACUGGAGCUCCGGUUCCCAUUGGAGCCAAACAAGUGCACUGAAUGCCCAGUGACCCUGACAAACAGGACAGACUGUUACGUUGGUGUCUGGAUUACACCGGCGAAACCUCACACUUGCCAUGGCUUUUAUUUUUCGUACCUGUGGUGGCAGUUUCCAAGCUCAUCCUUUUUCCAGAUCAUGGACCCGCAUUCCACAUUGGUCGUAACCUUGGUAAUGGACCCGCUGCAGCUGGGACUGGGACUGCAAGACACUGAGGACAAAUUUCAGGUGUUGAUGAUUGUCAUGGAAUCACAGAAGGAUCUCGAAAAUUUGAACCCGUCGAUUAGUAGCAGCACGGACAAUGAUAUGUUGAGGCGAGUCGAGGAGUUGGGGGGCGAGGUCCACCGGGCAAUCCUGAGGGCUGUCAGCUGUGAUCCAGCAAGCUGCAAGCCAGAAGUGGUCCACAGUGUUCCAAUGGUCAUUUCAGCAAAAACUUUAGAGAAUGUCUUAUCCAUCGACGUGGACCUCGAUAUGUGUUGGAUCCUGGCUAGUCAUCGCGCAGGUUAUGUUUCCAUUUGGAACUACAACACACAGGGAAGGGUGACUGCAUUGAAGGUCACCAAGGAAGCAGGCAUGCUACACUCGCUCACACGUACUCGUAGUGCCACCACAUCGUGUGUUUAUUCGGCCAAAUUUAUCACUAGAAAGAAAUUGUUCGCAACAGGGGACGGCUAUGGGUAUAUCUGCAUCUAUGCAUACACAAUGGACAAAGUGAAGAAAUUUGAAGCUUAUCAUGGCAAACCUGUCAGCUUGUUGGCUGUUCACUCAACCUACCCGUUCUUGCUUUCGUCGUCGUCUUGUGACCGCUCAAUCAAGCUUUGGGCCUGGGACCAGCAAUGGGCGUGCACUCGAACAUUCGACGCUCACACGAGCGGAGUGCAGCAUGUCAGGUUCAACCCAGCUGAUGUCAACACUUUUGUUAGUGUUUCCUGUGGUGGCGCCUGUGUAAAGGUCUGGGAGAUUCAUUCUUCCACCCCUAUCACCACAUUGUUUGGUCCGAACAACGUUGAUUAUUUCACUGAUGCUGAUCGCCAGUUCCUUCUCAACAUUUGGUCCCAGAAGGCAACAAUAUUGGAUCUACAGACACAAAAAACUGUCCACAGGCUCCUUGUUCACCAGCGGGAGAUGCGUGAUGUUGCUUGCCACCCCACACUUCCAAUAUUGGCUACCAGAUUAGAUGAUGGGACUGUUUGUUUGUGGGACGCCACUACCUACAGGUAUUUCAUAUGCUCGUGCCUAUUUUCUCGGUCUCAUAAAAAUAUCAUUCUCGCUUUCCAACAAGUUAAUUUUUUAAUUAUAAUAUAUAUAAGAUAUUUAUAAUAUUUAUGGUGUAUAAUUAGUAUUGUUAGAUGAAUCGCUAAAAUAUUUUCAUUAAAAAAUUGGAGAUAUAAAUGUUGCUAAUAUUUUUUUAGAAACUAAUUAAACCUAAGACAAUUUGAACAACAUGAAUCCCAUAGCGAAACUCUUUUGGGGACGGAGAGAGUAGUUACGACAUACUUGAUCAUAUUUAAAGUUUUACUACUUCAGAUCCAUGGAUCACCGCUAGAAUCAGGGAUGGAACGACUCCGUUCUACUUGGCUCCUCAACCAAACACAACAUUAAUGUAGUGCACAUUACUUCAGUAAACUUCAGUAGCCUCCAACAAAGCUCCGAUGACCUUCGCCUCUUUCUUCAACUUGCUCGAGUAAAUCUGGUGGCAUCAGUUCGGCGCCCACAAGAGAGCUUUUAUGAGUCUAAAAACCUCCACCAAUAGCUUAUCGGAAACCAUUUUUUGCAUGUGUGCUAGCUCUAAAUGUGUUCCUUUAAACACCAACACCUUUAGCACCGAGUUAGCAUUUUCAAAAAUAUUUUUAGAAGUAUUUUUCACUUGCCUCCUCAUCACGUCACUAGAUCUAAUUCACAUGUAUUGUUAGUCUAAACCUAGUGACAUAUAUAUCCAUAAUUACUUUAGAGUUCAUCUCGUAAUAGUAUGGCAGUCUAUCAUAAAUUUGAUUGUGCACUUUAUUGCACCUUUGCUGGCAAGAGUAAAACCUAGUCGAUAAUCCUUUGUCUUGGCCCUUUGCUUCCAUCUUCAUCCAUCUCUUAUCUCCAUGUUGAGCAUAUGCACGAUGGUCGUGAUUAACUCCACCAUCUCCUGACCUUGCUAAACUCCUUAAAGUGGAGCUAGCUUUAUUACCAUGUUACUAGGUAUAAUGCACAUGCAUUAUUAGUCAACACCUAGUGGCACUAGAUAACCACAAUUACAUUAGAGUUCCCCUCUUAAUCUUUCAUGUGCCUCUGGCUCAACUAUGUCAUUGACUCUAGUCAGCAUCGCCUUCAUCACCCAUCUAUUCUUUAUCUUUCAUGUGCCCAAUGUGAGCCAUGAAUGGUCCAACCUAGGCCUCUUACUCCUUCAAUACAAGCGUUCUUGUCUGCCCAUCAUUGCUCUUGGUCCAUUGCGCACGGGCCCUUCAUUAACCUUCUCCAUCACCUGUCGACCACCUCGGUGUCUAGAGACUUGUUUCACAACACAUUAAAUUUAACACAACAUGACACAUUCAAUUAGCCGUUAGCAUAGUCAAGCAAAUAUGAAAUAUAGUCUCAACCAAAAAAAGGAAAAAGAAACAUCUAAACUCUUGUGUUAGUUAUUCAUCACAAGGGGACAAGAACCUUAAGGCAAACCCCAUGGGGAUAGCCUCGUUGCCAUCCAUAGUCUUAGCAAUCUUCAUAGCUGGAAGGCCAUUAACAAUCAAUAAAUUUAGGCUCUAAUUUUAGCUUCCACUCCAAUUGAUUUAUUGAAUGUAUACUCAAAAGUGCAGUGGCCUGUUUAUGGGGUUUUAUGUGUUAGUGACAUCCAAAUUAGAAACUAGCAAUUUUGUUGAGCGUUCUUACAGUUUCUAGUCCAUUUGAAAGAUUUAAAGGAUAGCUUCUACUAAAUGGCACCCCUCAAUUCGUAGUUCAAAAGGCGUCCAAUCUCAAGUGGCUUAAAUUUCUUGAGCCAAAGCACUUCUCAACUUGGUAUCUCAAUCUCCCACUUGAUGAGUGCAUUGACCACCGCUAAAGCACAUCAUAGAAGGUCCGAAAGCAAUAGAAGGAACUCAGUCAAGUUCCCAAAAGGCAAGUAGAAGCAAACACAAGGCCACUUCACAUGAGGAAAGAUGAUAAAAGCUCGAAGUAAGAACUCUCAACUCUUAGUUUCUCAAAGAAAGGGCGAGGCUAAACACAACCAAAGAGUCAAAUAAGAGGGGCAAGAGCUUCAUGCAAACCCAAAAGCAUUCAAAUCUAUUUCAAAGGUUCUUGUCAACUUGGUUUCACAUUCUCCCCCUUGAUGGUUGGAUCGACAACAUCCAUGCACAAAGAAAUGGUUUGAGACAUAAAACUCGAAAACCUCAUCCAUGUGAUAGAAAGCCAUGUAAAAAACUAAGAUGAAAGUCACUUGGGAUGGGAAGAACCAUAAGAGUCAAGAAGCGCACAACAGUAAAAGCAGGUCAUAGUACAUUACUUAUUUCCGAUGUCUUAGGGUCUAUGCUCGACAACAAGGGUCUGUCAGUUCAAAAAGGUCGGAAAUAAGGUUAUCUCUGAUGGCAGUCGUCGAAGAUAAGCACAAACCAUCAGUUAUUACAAAGAAAUCAUGCCCCUACAUCUAUAGGAAAGGAUAGGUUAUGCUACCGAAAUUACGCUUGAACCCAUGCCUUGUCAUAAAUAUGAGAUCUGUCGGUCACUCCGAGGCUGUCCAAUAAAGAGACAAUUUUAGCCCAACACACUUCACAUGUGUCUAUGCCGUUCCGAAACGGGUGACAGAUAUGUUCCGUUUGUUAACACUACUGUAGAUGUGUAUUACAUAAUAAAAUUUACUUUCCAAUGUUAAAUAAACCACUAAUAAUUUUUUUACUAAAUAACAUUAUUUCAUGUGAAAAUAAUAUCAAAUAACAUUAUUUCUGAUGGCUUAAUAAAUACCCUCAAAAAUUACAAAUUUAGCUGAAAAACCUAGAAAAAUGCCUGAAACAAUAAUUACUUAAUGUUUUCUGAAAAAUGAUUUAAUAUUUAUGUUACAUAUACUUUGGAAUGACUUAAAGUUACAUAUAAUUACAUAAAUGUUGUUUGUAGGCUAGAAUGACUUAAUAUUUUAUGGAAUGACUGAACCAAUAACAUAAGAAAUGUCUGAGAAACCCCAGAAAAAAUGGCUGGAACAAUAAUAACUUAAUGUUUUCUGAAAAAUGACUUUAUAUUUAUGUUACCUAGACUUUGGAAUGACUUAAAUGUUGUCUGGACGCUAUAAUGACUUAAUAUUUUCUGGAAUGACUGAACAAGUAACAUAAGAAAUGUAUGAGGAAACACAAAAAAAUGGCUUAAACCAUAAUAACUUAAUGUUUUCAAAAAAAUCUACUUAAUAUUUACUAGAAUGAUUUAAUCUUGAUUGGAAUGACUUGAUGUGGCUAAGAAAUGAGUUGUGCGGGCGCGCCCGCCGGUUGGUCCUGGUAAUGAACCGUUGGGUUCAUCAUUCUAGGUGAUAA